Dendroctonus ponderosae (mountain pine beetle) is the source of this 846-nucleotide messenger RNA. Its product is annotated as peroxiredoxin-5, mitochondrial. Gene Ontology annotation, biological process: hydrogen peroxide catabolic process; cell redox homeostasis; cellular response to oxidative stress. Bases 199 to 768 code for a protein of 189 amino acids. The transcript is spliced from 4 exons. Gene Ontology annotation, molecular function: thioredoxin peroxidase activity. NCBI's taxonomy places the organism in Eukaryota, Metazoa, Arthropoda, Insecta, Coleoptera, Curculionidae. The record is from RefSeq and is a predicted model, not a curated record. Gene Ontology annotation, cellular component: cytoplasm; mitochondrion; peroxisome.
AAAGUUGUGGUUAGGAAAAUAACAACAAAUGAACGCCAAAGAUCGAAACCUAAAACCGAGUUUAGAUACUCUUUCAUUCGCUUGCUAGCCUGCUACAAUCAGCGCCAGGGCUUUUCCGGAACAACCGCACUAUCCCCUGACCUUGACGAAAGUCAUUUGAUAGUAUUCGUUGCGGGAUAAACAAGAUAUAAAGAAAAAAUGCCUUCUAAAGUACUGUCAUUACUUUCAAGGAUAUCGAGACGCAAGGUUGAUAUCGUAGCACCGGCAUUUUGCAGAUAUUUCCAAACUUCGGGCUUCCAAAUGACUAAAGUUGGCGACCGAAUUCCCAGUGUGGACCUCUUUGAGGACCUUCCCACCAACAAGGUGAACCUGGGGGAGCUCACCAAGGGAAAGAAGGUUAUUGUGUUCGCUGUUCCCGGUGCUUUCACCCCUGGUUGCUCAAAGACGCACUUGCCUGGGUAUGUGGCAAAGGCUGCAGAACUGAAACAGCAGGGAAUUAGUGACAUAAUCUGCGUGUCUGUUAACGAUCCUUUCGUGAUGGCUGCUUGGGCCAAGGAUCAGGGCACUGUAGGCAAAAUCCGGCUAUUGGCUGAUCCAUCAGCUGCUCUUGCCAAGGCUUUGGAUUUGACGGUGGACAUCGCCCCACUUGGAGGAAUUCGCAGUAAGAGGUACUCCAUGGUGGUGGAAGAUGGAAAGAUUACUUCUUUGCAAGUGGAGCCUGACGGCACUGGCUUGUCCUGCUCACUGGCCGAUAAGAUUAAGCUGUAAAAAUGCCGUUGUUCCAAAAGACUCAUAAAUUAGCCUGCUGUAGAAGUUCUACAUGAUUAAACAACACUGGGCUGCUUA